Messenger RNA from Xenopus tropicalis (tropical clawed frog), 3673 nucleotides. It is a transcript of the gene kcnq3, whose product is annotated as potassium voltage-gated channel subfamily Q member 3. The transcript has 16 exons. Gene Ontology annotation, cellular component: voltage-gated potassium channel complex; plasma membrane; membrane. Gene Ontology annotation, biological process: monoatomic ion transport; potassium ion transmembrane transport; monoatomic ion transmembrane transport. NCBI's taxonomy places the organism in Eukaryota, Metazoa, Chordata, Amphibia, Anura, Pipidae. Bases 751 to 3339 code for a protein of 862 amino acids. Gene Ontology annotation, molecular function: voltage-gated potassium channel activity; monoatomic ion channel activity; potassium channel activity. The record is from RefSeq and is a predicted model, not a curated record.
GUGUGUGCUUGGCUCUCUCCAUCCCUCGCACACUUGUCUCUGUACAUCCAGUUCACUGUUAUUAUUAUGUGAUCCCCCCCCAUCCGACAGCCCCUCCUUCCCUCUCCUCCUUCCUCCGCUCUCUCAAUCUCUUCCCUCAGACAGCACAGAGCGAGCACCGGGGAAGGCUGGGCUCCCAGCAAAGCCAUGAAUCAAUGAAUGAGUGGCAGCUGAUUCCUGGGCUCCCCCCCUCCAUGCAUAUUCCUUUCUUUAUGGCAAGAGCCCACCGUCUCCCAUCGCACUCGCAUACACGGGGGCCAGGGGGUCUGUUGUUCUGGACCAGGAGGAGAGAAGGUUCUACAGGAGUCAUCUUUGCUUGGUAGCAGCGAGGAGCCGUGCAAGGAGAUGGACCACUUUGGUAUCUAUGGAGAUGUUCUGGGUGCUCUCACCAUCUAAGAGCUUGGCAUAUCCCUGCUGGUAACAUGUGAGCGUUGGGUGAUGUGACUGGAACAAAAACAUGCAAAGGAAUCGGCGUCUGGGAGGUGGUCUCUGAAUGCCUGUAGUGUAAUGGACCACUCCCUGACCUGAGAUUGGGGAUUGAGUAAAAAAAAAAAAGGCAGAGGACAGGGGCCGGCUGUGUGUUGUGUUGGCCAUUCCUUGCUAUGGUCCUCACAGGGAUUGUGCUCCUUCACCUGAUGGAUACGUAAUUGCAGACCAUGGCACCGGGGUUCCCCAGGCUUGCCCAAAGCUCACCUGUCAGGACCAGUCACCAUGGGGCUGAAGAGCAGACACUCGGCCGGGCAAGAGGAGAAGAAAGCUGCUCACGUUGGGGAUGGGGAACAAACCUCUCUUGGGGCAGGAGUGGAUAAGGAUGGGACCUUGUUGCUGGUGGGACCAGGGAAGGAAGAGGUCAAGCGCAACCCUCAGGGAAUAGGGCUUCUGGCUAAGACCCCUCUGAGCUGUAGCAGACCCGUCAAAAGGAACAACGCCAAGUAUAGGAGGAUCCAAACUUUGAUAUAUGAUGCCUUGGAAAGACCCAGAGGAUGGGCACUGCUUUACCAUGCCUUUGUGUUCCUGAUCGUGUUGGGGUGCCUGAUCCUCGCCAUCCUCACAACCUUCAAAGAGUACGAAGAUGCUUCCGGCGACUGGCUCUUGCUUUUGGAAACGUUUGCCCUGGUGAUUUUCGGAGUGGAAUUUGCCUUAAGGAUCUGGGCCGCCGGCUGCUGCUGCCGCUACAAGGGCUGGAGGGGGAGAUUGAAGUUUGCAAGGAAACCCCUGUGCAUGCUGGAUAUCUUUGUCCUGGUUGCUUCCAUCCCAGUGGUGGCUGUUGGGAAAAAUCAGGGAAAUGUCUUGGCCACGUCGCUGCGCAGCUUGCGCUUUCUUCAGAUUCUCCGGAUGCUUCGGAUGGACAGGAGGGGGGGAACAUGGAAGCUUCUCGGAUCCGCUAUUUGUUCCCAUAGCAAGGAGCUCAUCACUGCCUGGUACAUUGGCUUUCUGACCCUGAUCCUCUCCUCGUUCCUGGUUUAUCUGGUGGAGAAAGACGUUCCAGAACGCAAUGAAAAGGGAGAGUUGGUAGAGGAGGAGUUUGAGACCUAUGCCGAUGCUCUUUGGUGGGGUCUGAUCACUCUUGCAACAAUCGGCUACGGGGAUAAAACGCCCAAGACUUGGGAGGGACGGCUCAUAGCCGCCACAUUCUCAUUGAUCGGGGUUUCAUUCUUUGCUCUCCCUGCGGGAAUUCUGGGUUCUGGGUUGGCUCUCAAGGUUCAGGAGCAACAUCGGCAGAAGCAUUUUGAGAAACGACGGAAGCCGGCGGCAGAACUCAUCCAGUCUGCAUGGAGAUUUUAUGCCACCAACCUCAGUCGGAUUGAUCUGAUCGCCACAUGGAGAUACUAUGAAACCACUGUGCAGUUCCCAUACUUCAGGAAGGAGCAGAUGGAUGGGACCAAUAGUAAAGUCAUGUUUAGUAGGGAACCAUUCAUUGGAUCGAGCUUCAAAAGAACAUUUAGUCAAAAAUGGAGCCUUUUGGAUCGGGUACGGCUUUCCAAUCCCCGUGGUACGAGCCCGAAAGCAAAGACGUUUUCCCCAUUAAACGUCGAAGGGGUUGAAGAGAGUCCUUCCAAAGAGGCAAAGAAUAUCGGACUGAGCAAUAAGGAGCGUUUCAGGACUGCACUGAAAAUGAAAGCCUAUGCUUUUUGGCAGAGUUCUGAAGACGCUGGGGCGGCCGGAGAGCCGAUAGCUGAAUCCGGUUACGGCGCUGAAGCGAUGUUGGAAGAUUUAAUACCAACGAUAAAGGCAGCUAUCCAUGCAUCUAGAAUACUGCAGUUUCUUUUGCAUAAGAAAAGAUUUAAGGAGACCUUACGGCCUUAUGAUGUGAAAGACGUGAUUGAGCAAUACUCAGCUGGGCAUCUGGAUAUGCUGUCAAGGAUUAAGUACCUCCAGACGAGAAUAGAUAUGGUCUUUGCUCCUGGUCCCCUCUCAACCCCAAAGCAUAAGAAGUCUCAGAAAGGAACUGGAGGGCUCGGUGGAGGAUUCGGCUACUCGUCACAACAGUCUCCAAGACAUGACCCAUAUUCAGUGAAAGUUCCAGAAAUCGAAGACCAAAGCAUGAUGGGAAAGUUUGUGAAAGUAGAAAGACAGGUACAAGAUAUGGAAAAGAAGCUGGAUUUCCUUGUUGACAUGCACAUGCAACACAUGGAUCAGCUGCAAGUUCAUAUCACGGAAUAUUAUCCCCUUAGAGAAACACUCGCUGAAGACGAGGGCGUGGACAGCAGAUAUUCUGAAGUUGAGGGGUUAAUUUAUAACUAUACCGAAUCUUGCGCCCAUACAAGCCCCUACCACCAUUUGCACCAAGUUUCUUUCAACAAGACGAACCAGUAUGGUUUCUUUGAAAACUACCCAAGGAAUUUUUCUGCACCGUUGCCUUUUAAUGGUGAAAACUGUCCACGGGUGGCUACACCCCCUUCAUCUUCUUACACAGAAAGGCCGACAGUUUUGCCUAUCCAGACUUUAAUAGACACGCGGGUUGAAUUCCAAGACAGCGGAGGCGCCUCAAACCCAUAUUUGAAAGAGGCUUCUCCAACGCAAAGGAGAAGUUUCCGAGACAGCGACACUCCGUUGUCCCUUCUUUCGGUCAACCACGAUGAACUUCAGAGAUCUCCUAGUGGCUUUAGUAUUUCUCAAGAAAAAGAGGAUUUCAGUUUUGGGAACAAUGGUUCCAACUGGAUGAGAGAGAAACGUUUCUUGGCAGAAGGAGAAACGGAUACCGAUACAGACCCUUUUACUCCCAGCGGUCCCAUCACGUUGUCUUCUACUGGGGAUGGAAUUUCAGAGUCAGCGUGGACUCCUUCUAAACCUGUUUAGAUUGGAGGAGUCUCUGGAUCAUUUUUUUUUCUUACAAUGUACUUACUCUUUGUAUAUGUCACUCUACAUUUUUUCCAAAGCUCAGUAGGUCCAGCCCCAACGGCUACUACAUAAGAUGCAUGUUUAAAAGUAAUAGUCAUUACACCGCCUCUGAUACUUUUAAGUUCUAGUUCAUACCGCUAAAGUUCGAAGCAUGAUCUGCAUGCGGAAAUGUACACGAUAUAGAUGUUGCAGAUAUACAUAUUUUCUUUAUGAUUGAUACGGCACAUAAUGUGGAUCUAUGCAGAAAGACUUGUUUGUCAGUUUUUUAUAAACAUGGAUUUUUUUAAGGAAA